UCCGAUCUCAGUUGAUAUCCGACGCCGGCGACGCUCUGAUGACGUCCAAAACGCGCUUCUUGCACUCGAAACGACUCAAAUAAUGACAAGUGCGCGAGUGAUUUUCAACUAAAAGCGGAAUCUUUGAGGCAAAUACUCGAAAAGUGUUGUGUGUGCACUUGUGACCAUGUGGUGGGUUUACUUGCAAGGAUUGAUCGUUGUGGUGGCUGCGGGACGAGAGAGCUAUGAAAGAAUAGGUUAUUUCUGGCACAUCACGGACAUCCAUUAUUACGCUCAUCACAGCGACGCCAAGAAAGGCUGCUGGCGGGCGGAUUACGACGGAGGAUCCAAUGCCAGGAACCAGAGGAGGUCCAUGGGGCAGUAUGGGGACUACAGUUGUGAUGCACCAUGGGAGCUGAUCGAGUCAGCGGCAAAAACCAUGAUGUCGAGGCAAAACGACAACGUUGAGUUCGUUUUAUGGACAGGGGACGCUCUCUCGCACAACGCCCGAAAGUUGCACGAAAACGUCAAGCUGCAGCUCCUCCAGAACCUCACCGACCUGCUGCGGAAGACCUUCAGCUCCCAGUUCGUGUUCCCCGCCCUCGGGCACGACGACCCCAUGGCCAAGAAGGAGCUGGGCAGGAUGUGGAGUCGCUGGCUGCCCACCGACUCCAUGCACACCUUCGCCAAAGGAGGAUAUUACAUGAUAGAGCGGAAAACGCUCAAGCUGCAAAUAGUCGUCCUAAACACAAACCUAAUGAAGAAAAGCGACAACGACGACGAGGCUGCAGAACAGUGGAAAUGGCUCCACACAGUCCUGGAGAAAUUUCAGCGAAACGGAGAAACGGUCUACCUCGUCGGCCACAUGCCUCCGGGCUCUGACGAACGUCAAAGGGGCUUUUCGCCGGCACAUUCGGUCUACACAGAUUACCACAACAAGAAGUAUCUCGAAUUGGUGCGAAAAUACGCCGACAUAAUCGUCGGUCAAUUCUUCGGCCACCUCCAUUCCGACACUUUCCGCGUCAUUUACGGCACGAGCGGUCGCCCUGUGUCAUGGGCCCUUCUAGCGCCCUCCAUAACCCCGAAAAGGACCACAGACGGCGCCAACAACCCCGGCUUGAGGAUAUAUAAAUUCGACAAAGACACCGGCCAGGUGCUAGACUACACCCAAUACUAUCUGGACCUGUCUCGCGCUAAUUCAAAUUCCAAGGGAGAAGCCGAAUGGACGGUCGAAUACAACUUCAGCUCCUACUACGGCAUCACGGAAAUAACCCCCAACUCGCUGCACCAGCUGGCCGACAAACUGACGUCGGUCAACCACAACACCUUCUUCGACAGGUACUACACCGCCAACGCGGUCAGGAUGUACAGCAACCCCCAGACGGGCUGCGACGCCAACUGCGCCCACACCCACUACUGUGCUAUAACACGGGUCGAUUACCAAGAAUUCGCGAACUGUCUCAAAACGGCGGCCAGUGCUCUGGCCUCCUCCUCGUCGCUAAUUCGAGCGCCGAACUUCGGACUGUGCGGACUCGUUUUCGUGAUCAGUAAAGUGUGAUAGUCCUUUUGAGUGAUCUGGUAGGAAAUUGCUCACUUGUUAUGACUUAACGUUGAACUGGACUCAAAAUUGACGUCUGCGCUUAAAACGAAGCUGUUCAAACAAGUGUUUAAAUAAAAAUAAUAAUUUGAAAAAUAGUAGGGUACUGCGGGAUAAGUUCGGGCAUGGGGCACGUGUAACUUCAACAAGUGGCAUUGUUCGAUGGAUACAUUUAUUUUAUGCAAAAAAUGUGUUUGUACAAAGCCUACUAACUUAGCUGAGAUUUCAGUUACAUUUCGACUUUAUGGUGACAUCAUUAAAAAUACCUAGUUUAUAUUAACUAGUAUGUUAUGCAAAGAUUCUCGAAUUAUCACAUCAAAUAUAUUUUAUGGCAAGUUGUGUUUGAAGAAGCUCUUUAGAGCAAGUUCAAAGUGUCUAGUUUAAAGUAAACAAUUUAACGACUUUACGCCUUAUCAAAUACAGGGUGUUUGACACAACUUUACGUGGCAUGUGCCUAAUGUACGCACGCAAAUAUACAAAAGGCACAAAACACUAGAUACAAAAAGUUUACAUUUAAUUAUUUAAUUUUUGGAAACCUAUGAGAGUUGCAUUAAUAGUGAUAAAACAACCAUACCUAACUCAUUUUUUUUUAAUAAAAUGCCACUAUUUUUAUUUCACGAAAUGGUUAUAAGUCCUAAAUACUGUUUCUGUUUAUUAUUAUCUUAUUUAUUACUAUUACAUGACUUUAAAAAUUUAAAUCUUCUGGCAUAGGUUGGCCCGGAAAGUAAAAUAUAAGAAAUCAAAGUUUUUCAAACUAAAAUUCAAUGUAUUUUCUAAUAAUUAUAAUUAUUAAUUAUCAUAAUUUUUAUUUAAUUAUUUUUAUUUAUAUAAUUCAUGUAUUUGUCAUUAUAGAACGAAUUGAAACUGAAAAAAAAACAAAUCGUGCUAAAACUUCUGAAAAAAACAAUACAGACUGCAGAAGAAAUCGUUAAGACAAGCGAUGAAACAUUUAAAUAUAAAAAAGUCAACACUGUUAAAAACAUUUAUUUUAAAUUAAACGUCCGAACGUGCCCCGCACUUCCCUAAUUAUUUACAAUUCGAUGUUUGCCAUUAAUUAAACUAUUUAUGAAAUAAUCAGUUAUUAAAUUUUAAAUACCGGUAACUAGUUGAAAAAUUUUAAAAAAUUGCAAAAUUGCAAAUUGCAAAAAUAUAUCGCAACUUUAUUGUGAUUGAUUGAAAACUAUAAAUAAUUCUUAAUCUUUACAGUGUCCUAAGAAAAAAUAAUAAAUAAAAAAUCA
Molecule: messenger RNA, 2814 nt
Organism: Tribolium castaneum (red flour beetle)
Lineage: Eukaryota; Metazoa; Arthropoda; Insecta; Coleoptera; Tenebrionidae
Exons: 9
Coding region: 167-1537 (456 amino acids)
Molecular function (GO): phosphoric diester hydrolase activity
Source: RefSeq, a predicted model, not a curated record